Molecule: messenger RNA, 1215 nt
Organism: Hansenula ciferrii
Lineage: Eukaryota; Fungi; Ascomycota; Saccharomycetes; Phaffomycetales; Wickerhamomycetaceae
Product: TauD/TfdA dioxygenase family protein
Exons: 1
Coding region: 1-1215 (404 amino acids)
Cellular component (GO): cytoplasm
Molecular function (GO): 2-oxoglutarate-dependent dioxygenase activity
Source: RefSeq, a predicted model, not a curated record
AUGUCAAUUGAAACAACCACUCAAAAAUCACAAGAGGUUAACAAACUUCAGGCCCAAACUCAAAGUUUAAAGAUUGAAGUUGAUGUCUCCAAUAGAGUCGGAGGUGGAUAUUCAAAUAACUUUAUUGAUAAGUUACCUCAAAAUGCUAGAGAUAGAUUUGAAAGACAUGGUGUUGAUUUAAGUAAAGGGUAUCCAGAAAAACCACCAUCUGAACAAAUCCCAUUAUACGUUGAUGAUGCUCAAAAGAUUAGAGAUAAACCAGUUGAUUAUAUUCCAAGAGGUAAAAAUGCUGAUCCAGAGAAGAAAGCACUAUUCAGUAAAGUCAAACAAGUGAAACAUUUAACAAAACAUAUUGGUACUGAAUUGAUUGGUGUUCAAUUAGCUGAUUUAAAUGAACAAGAAUUGGAAGAAUUAGGAUUAUUAAUUGCUGAAAGGGUUGUUGUUUUCUUUAGAGAUCAAGAUCUUUCACCACAAAGACAAUUACAAAUUGGUGAGUUUUUUGGACAAGUUGAACAUCAUCCUCAACAAAAUCAUGUUCCUGGAUUACCAGGUACAACUGUUAUUUGGAAUGAAUUAGCUAAACAAAAAAUUACUUUCAAGACUGCAAAAUCUGGGACUGGUAGAUGGCAUUCAGAUUUACCUCAUGAAAGACAACCACCAGGUGUUACUAUUUUACACAAUGAUACAAUCCCUUCCGUUGGUGGUGAUACUUUUUGGUCUUCAGGUUAUGCAGCUUAUGAUAAAUUAUCACCAGAAUUUCAAAAAUUUUUGGAAGGUAAAGUUGUGGUUCAAAGAUCAAUGCAUACUUAUCUUGAUCGUGAUGAUCCAUUGAAUGGUGGUAAGCAAAUCACUAGAGAGACACCUUUGGUUAGAACUCAUCCAGUUACAGGUUGGAAAUCAUUAUACGUGAAUCGUGGUUGGUCUGUAAGUAUCAAAGGAUUAGAACCUGAUGAAUCAAAAUUAAUCUUGAAUUAUUUAUUUGAUGUUUAUGAAAAAAAUUUAGAUAUUCAAGUUAGAUUUAAUUGGAAACCAAAUGAUCCAAAACUCGGCUCAACUGCACUUUGGGAUAAUAGAGUUAGUCAACAUGCAGCAGUUUGGGAUUAUAUUGAUGAUAAUGAACCAAGACAUGGUACUAGAGUUAGUGCAUUAGCUGAAGUUCCAUAUUUUGAUCCAAAUUCUAAAUCACAAAGAGAAGCUUUAGGACUUGCUAAUUAG